GUACUUCCUUUUUGAUUCAGCAUUAGUUGUUGUUCUUAAAAUGGCGCCGUUAGACUUGGAUAAAUAUGUCGAGAUUGCGAGACAGUGCAAAUAUCUCCCAGAGAACGAUUUAAAGAGGUUGUGUGAUUAUGUAUGUGACCUGUUACUAGAAGAAUCAAAUGUACAGCCUGUAUCCACCCCAGUUACCGUAUGCGGAGACAUCCAUGGACAGUUUUAUGACUUAUGUGAACUCUUCAGAACUGGAGGUCAGGUUCCAGACACAAACUAUAUAUUUAUGGGAGACUUUGUGGACAGAGGCUACUACAGCUUAGAGACAUUCACGUAUCUGCUAGCAUUAAAAGCCAAGUGGCCAGACCGCAUCACACUGCUGCGUGGCAACCAUGAGAGCAGGCAGAUUACACAGGUGUAUGGAUUCUAUGGUAAGUUCUGCAGUGCAGGCUCCACAGUCUCAGCAUGGCUGCUAACAUCAUUCUGUUUUGACAUGCUGACUGUGGCAGCUUUGAUAGAUGAGCAGAUCCUCUGUGUGCAUGGAGGCCUCUCCCCAGACAUCAAGACCCUCGAUCAGAUACGCACCAUAGAGCGCAACCAGGAGAUUCCCCACAAGGGGGCGUUCUGUGACCUGGUGUGGUCUGACCCCGAGGAUGUGGACACCUGGGCCAUCAGCCCCAGAGGAGCUGGCUGGCUGUUUGGAGCCAAAGUCACCAAUGAGUUUGUUCACAUCAACAACCUGAAGCUGAUCUGCCGGGCCCAUCAGCUGGUCCACGAGGGCUACAAGUUCAUGUUUGACGAGAAGCUGGUGACGGUGUGGUCCGCCCCCAACUAUUGCUACCGCUGUGGCAACAUUGCCUCCAUCAUGGUCUUCAAGGACGUCAACACGAGAGAACCCAAGCUGUUCCGUGCUGUGCCCGACUCUGAGAGGGUCAUACCACCUAGAACAACGACUCCCUACUUCCUCUGAGUACAAGAGCCACGGUUACCCCACAACCCCCCCGUGUCAAUCCCUCCUACACACACACACCAGUUCUUCUUUUGCUUUUCUUUUCCCCUCCUUUUUUCUAUCAAAUGUUUUUUUAAGUGUUCACCAUUCUCUUAAUUGAGCUUUAUUUUAUCGCCAUUUAUCUUCCUCACUAUUACAUGUGUGGUGGAAGGUAUGGAUUCAGUGACUUUUCCUAUAGAUAGAGAUCGCAUAUUACAUGCCCAUAUAGGCAUCAUAUGAAAUGCCUCUUAUUCUGUAAGAUGAAGUCGAGUUGAGAUGAGUAUCUGCCCUUCCACAUAGGAGAGGUUAGGUGCUCCACAAGCCAAGACUUCAGUGAAUACCUAAAGUCAACCACAUUUCAUGGUGUGAUUUAAAACAAAUGACAUAAAUAAUGAUUUGUAAGUGGAGAACUGGACAUCGAUGUGGUCAAAUCCUUACUUGGCCUUUAGGCGGUUUUUCUUUUCUUUUUUAUUUAAUGUCUUACUACAUUGACAUGUCUGGGCGAGAGGUUGCACCAGAGUACUGUACUGGACUGCAGAAUGAUGAGGCACUUGGAACACUCAAGCCAGGCUUGGUUGUGUCAACAACACAUGUCCGUAACAGGAAUUCCAAACUCUUUCUUUUUGGUAGUGCAGUACUAUCUCCGUUUUAUUUCCUCCAAAAUCAGACACUCUGUGUCGGUGGACUCUCCUGUUGCUGUACUGAAAAUGGAACAGGGUUGUCAGGUAGGAGGGCAGACAGUCUCGAGGACAGAGGGCAGUGAUUAUUUUGUACAUUCAAAUAAUUGUAUUGAUUUUUCUUUUUUCGCAGAUUUGUUGUAUUUUAUUAUUGUAGAGACUGCAACCCACCUACCAUUAAAUAUUGAAAUAAAAACGCCUUUAUUAUUAACUUA
Molecule: messenger RNA, 1868 nt
Organism: Alosa alosa (allis shad)
Lineage: Eukaryota; Metazoa; Chordata; Actinopteri; Clupeiformes; Clupeidae
Gene: ppp6c
Product: protein phosphatase 6, catalytic subunit
Exons: 7
Coding region: 41-958 (305 amino acids)
Biological process (GO): peptidyl-serine dephosphorylation; G1/S transition of mitotic cell cycle
Cellular component (GO): cytoplasm
Molecular function (GO): protein serine/threonine phosphatase activity
Source: RefSeq, a predicted model, not a curated record